AUGAAAACCGUUCAUGUUGUUCUGUCGUUUUUUGGAUUUUGCAUUUUUUACGUAUUGAACGCUGAUUGGUUGGAUAAAUUAUACGAAAAUUUUAUCGAAUUUUAUUUAUUUGGUGAUUUCGAAGAAGUCGCACCUUUUAUUUCUUCAGUUACGAACGGAGCAAAAGAAUUCGAUAGAUUGAUAGAAGAUCUAGCAAAAUCCAAAAAAAAAUGGUAUAAAUCCUUUUACGUGUUUUCAUUCGUGACGAUAUCGUUAAUUUUUUUCACGCUUUUCUAUUAUUUAAAUAUAUUUUCGAAAAAUCGCGGAAUAAUAAAAGCGAGCCAUGAUUUUAUUAAACAAUUUUACGUUUUUCAAAAUCACAACGUCAAACCCGACAAGGAAGAAAUACAAAAUUUGGUCAUUGAAUUUUUAGAAAAAAAUUUCAAAAAUAUAAAUUGCAACAAAUUCGGCGACGACGUGCCCGUUAAAUUACUAUGGAAAGGAGGAACCCUCGUCGAAUCAUCGAUACAUUGCAACGUGAGAGACGAAUCCGCGGAACCUAAAAUUUUAUGUAUGAAAAAAAAAACGAAAUUAUUAGUGCAAUGCGGAGACGUGGGAAGCGGAGAUGAAAAAUCACAAUUAUCACCGACAUCGAGCGAAGAAUGCACCGUAUCGAAAAUUGCGGAAAUACGAAAACUACUGGAAUCCGAACCGGAAAUUAAAAAAACACACGCGGACAAAGAUGAUUGCAUUGAUGACGUCAUCGAUAUAAAUGCGGACGAGAGAAUAUCGAUUCGUAGGAAAAACAUGUUGAAAAAAACGUCGCAAACAUGUUUUCCACCGAAAAUCGGAUACUGUAGGAAAUCCAUUUGUCAUAAAACUUCGAAAGAUUUUAUUGAUAGAAAUGUCAGCGUGCAAGAAGAAGUAGAAGAAGUGGAAGAAGAAGAAGAAGGAGGAGGAGGAGAAGAAGAAACAGAAGAAACAGAAGCAACAGAAGCAACAGAAGAAGAAGAUGAAUAUUAUCAAUCGAGAGAUUGUUUAUCGAAUCGAUCCGAAGAAAAUGGUGAUAAAUAUUACGAAGAUUGGAAUUGGGAUAACGUAACAGAUCCGAAAUUAAUGAAUCGUAUUAAAUUAUUAGAAACGAGAUUGAAAAUAGAAGAACUUAAAAAUAAAAAUUGGAUAAAUAGAAUGUCGAGAGCAGAAGGAAUUUUACAACAGUUAAACAAACAGGUUGAAAGAGGAAUUGAUUCCAUGUCGAAAGGAGUUAACUCAAGCUUAAUCUCAGGUAGAGCUUAUCGAGGAGACGCGUCCGAUGGAGACAAGAACGGAAACGUUGAAGAUAACGAGCACGGUGACAAAUUGGGCUUCUACCACCACCACGCAUCCAAAGAGGAAUACACAAUUCACUCUUGUCAAUCAAUAUCAACCUUUUUGUACGCAAAUUCCGUCCAUGUCGCUUAG
This is a messenger RNA of Pediculus humanus corporis (human body louse), 1440 nucleotides long. RefSeq lists its product as uncharacterized. The record is from RefSeq and is a predicted model, not a curated record. Bases 1 to 1440 code for a protein of 479 amino acids. The transcript has 3 exons. Lineage: Eukaryota; Metazoa; Arthropoda; Insecta; Psocodea; Pediculidae.